AGUCUCAGAGCUUCCACAAACGGUAAACUUUGUGUAAAAAAAAAAAGAAACGGUAAACUUAGAUCUAAAACACUUAAACACCACUAGUAUACUCUCAUCCAAAACAUGGCUUCCACCACCAAAGACUCGGAUUUUGCAUAUUUGGAACACAUUCAACAAUACCUUCUAUUUGAUGAUUACAGCCUUCUUACUACAUCAACUGAUGAUCAAUCUUUACCAAGCCCUAAAAGUGACAACGAUUCCGAUACAAUUUUAAAGGCGCGUGAAAUAAGUGCACCACCUACAUGGAAGAGAUACAAGGGCGUGAGGCGUAGGCCAUGGGGCAAGUUCGCAGCAGAGAUCAGAGAUCCAAAGAAGAAUGGUGCUAGAGUUUGUCUUGGAAUUUAUCUGACAGAGGAGGAAGCAACUUUGACUUACGACAAAGCUGCUUUCAAGAUGCGUGGUCAAAAAGCCAAACUUAAUUUUCCUCACCUGAUUGGCUCUGAUGUUUUGACAUCAAAGUCAAAGAGGGAUGUGGUUUUGAAACGAGAGUCACCUGAGCCCUCUUCAUCAGAGGGAAGUUGUGAGUCAACAUCACCAGGGUCGAAGAGGAGGAGGGGCAUGGUUGACCUACUUAACAAAUUCGCCAAUAAUAAAAGUCAAGCCAUGGUGGUUGAAAUUGAAAAGGCCUCACAAGCAAAUGAUGAUUUUCAGCAAUGGGUUAAUGAGUUGAAUGAUUGCACUCUAAUCUGGAGCUCAUAGUGCAGUUGUUUUCAUUUUAAAUUUUCUUUUAAUUUGUGCAGUUUAUUUCCUAUUAAAUUUUUUGCAUUACCCUGUUGAUAUUAAUCAAAGGGUGAUGUUUAUGCAAAACUACAACAAUGUUGUUAUUUUUCCAAAGUUCAUUUCUUUGGAUUUGAUGUUAAGUUGAAAAAAAGCAUAAUAAUUAAUAUGCAGAAUUUAAA
Trifolium pratense (red clover) is the source of this 941-nucleotide messenger RNA. Its product is annotated as ethylene-responsive transcription factor 1-like. The transcript is spliced from 3 exons. Gene Ontology annotation, biological process: regulation of DNA-templated transcription; ethylene-activated signaling pathway. The record is from RefSeq and is a predicted model, not a curated record. NCBI's taxonomy places the organism in Eukaryota, Viridiplantae, Streptophyta, Magnoliopsida, Fabales, Fabaceae. Gene Ontology annotation, molecular function: DNA binding; DNA-binding transcription factor activity. The coding region runs from base 106 to 741 and encodes 211 amino acids.